UGUGUGUGUGUGUGUGUGUGUGUGUGUGUGUCAGCUGUCAGCUGUCAGAUGUCAGAUGCAAGCAGCAGCUUUAUUCUGUGUUUACCUCCCGAGACUAUGGGACUGCUGCAUUGCUAUUGUUUAACGCAAAGCUGCGAGGCCUUCCUGGCAUUUGCGGGGACAUUCGUUAUGAUCUAAGCAAUAAUAUAUGUUAAAAUAGGAGCUAGGUGGCUACUCUGUUGCGUUUGUACAUAAAACACUAAUAUAUAACGUAAUAGUCACCAGAUCAACCUUGCUGUUGAUCUGGUGACUAUUUGUCUCGAAAGGAUGUCGACACGGAACAAAGUUCAGAAGCUGCUCAAACCAAAUAAGCAGAUAUCCAAUCUUAGAUUGAGUAGAUCAAUAGCUGCUCCAUCAGUACUGAUAGUGUGGUCACAAGGUAAGUUACUUUCUGCACUGGCAUUUAAAUGUAAUGUUUAAAUACAGCUGCUGGGAAAACAAAUGCAUAUUUCUCAGUACAUUACAGUGCUCGCGCUACUUGGGCUUGAGUCUACAUAUGGUAGACGUUCAGUACAAUAUACAGUUGAGAAUGCUACACAUUUACUUCCCAAAAAAAGAAAACCAAAAAGCUAUGUGACAGCAAAGCAGUGGUGACAACAUUAAAUAACUAUGUAUAAUAAGUGGGGGUGUGGUAUGCUUCCUAGGAUGUGUUGCAACAUCAUUUGACUUGUAACUAACACAUACUGUGUACCUUUGCUUACGAUGCCACACCUCCAUAAAGAUGAUCUUUUUAAUUGUAUUACUUACAUACAGACUGUCCGAUAUCAUGCUUAAAGUGGAGUUAUUUGUGGUUGUCCUACGGCCUAGUGCUAGUUGUUGGGCCGCAAAGGGAUACACCUUUUGCAGUACUCGUGUAUUGCAGUGCGCUGAGCCAGUAGACAGCCCUGAGUCUGUGGUGCCCAUCCCUCACAUGGAAUAUCCAACGCCUCCAUGUGAUUCCAGGCUGGCUGCUUCUCUUAAAGGGACAGCGAUCCUGAGAGAGCCUAAAUGUGCCGAUCGGCUUUCCGGUGAGAGACAGAAAUCUCUUAGACUUCAGAAUUGUCCAAUUUUUAAAUUGACUACUUUCCAACCUUGUGGGGGGAAAUGUAAUGUAUGUCGAUCAUGUGUAUCUUAGGCCGUUAGCUGCUUUGUUAAUACUUUUCCAACAAGCAAGAGGUGCUUUACUUCAAAAUGUAUAUGCUCCUAAUUCAUACAGCAUAUUUGUUUUCUUUCUGUUUUGUCUGCAGUCAUUCUGUCCAUCAAGUUCCACUCAGCAGUUUCCUGCCUGGUUCCGUCAUGUGUGAUCUCAGGGAAGAAGACGAUUUGGAGUUAGAUCACAUGAUUGAUUUUUCCCAGAUAAACAGUCGCCUGGACUCAUUCCGUGGCUCCAGUCUGGCCCAGCAGGUACCAGCAGAACACUUGGCCCGGGCCGGCUUCUACUUCACCGGCAAUGCCGAUCGUGUCCGCUGUUUCAGCUGCCGGGAGACUGUGGAAAACUGGUGCAGGGGAGACAUGCCUGUGGAGAGACAUAAAGAGGUUUCCCCAUCAUGCAGGUUUCUGAGCUGCAUCCACCGCACCAAUUUCAACCUGAGUUGUGAAAACAGACUGACCAACGGUUCCCCAUACAACGAAGAAGCAGAAGACAUGGAAUAUCGUUUGAGAAGAGGAGAGGUGGUCGAUGAGUCCACCUACCCAAUGGCCCCACACAUGAAGAGCGAGGAGGCCCGGCUUCAGACCCUCUCUGCUUGGCCCUCUGCUGCUCCUGUGAGAGCCCGAGAUCUGGCCCAAGCCGGCCUCUACUACCUCGGGGGGGGCGACCGGGUGCAGUGUUUCUGCUGUGGGGGCAUGCUGGCUGGUUGGGAAGCAGGGGACACCGCCUGGGAAGAGCACACCAAACAUUUCCCCAACUGCUUCUUCAUCCUCGGUCACGAUGUGGGCAACAUCCCAUCCCAGGGGGGCACGGAGGAGGAGGAGAGCGGCAGCAGACGGCAUGCAAACGCUCGUGUCCCUAUGGGGAGUUUGGAGGAGAGGCUUGGCAGCUUAGCGGGCGUCUUGCAUCCCAUUGACCACGAGAGGCUCGCCAGAGCUGGCUUCUACAGCGCAGGGACCGGAGGAGACGGGGUGUUGUGUUUCCGCUGUGGCGGAGGCCUGAAAGGCUGGCAGCCUGAAGAAGACCCGUGGGAGGAACAUGCCAAACACUACCCUGGAUGCAGCUUCCUGUUAGCAGAAAAAGGACAAGAAUUUGUCAACAGUAUCCAGCUACAAGACCCACGACGAAAUCGAGCUGCUUCAAGUCAUCAGAAUGGAUUUUCUGGACAUGGGAAUGAGGUGCUGCAGUCUGCCGUGGCUCAGACGACCAUUGGGAUGGGUCUGGAGCCCGGUGUGGUGGAAAAGACCAUCUUGGAGAAAAUUGGCAAGACGGGCUCAGGCUACUCCACCGUGGAAGAACUUAUGGAGGAUUGUCUUAAGGAUACACUACAACGUGAUGCUGCCAACUCACAGGACCAAGAUGUGGACCCGCUGGAGAAACUGCGGGAGCUGCAGAGGGAGAAACAGUGCAAAAUAUGUAUGGACAGAGAUAUUGGCAUCGUCUUCAUCCCGUGUGGACAUCUGGUCACCUGCAAGAAGUGUUCAGAGUCGCUCGUCAAGUGUCCAAUCUGCUGCGGAGCCAUAACACAGAAGAUCCAGACCUAUAUCGCCUAAGGGAAUCUCAGACUCUGGCCAAACGUCAAUGCUGCUUUCUCACCGUCUUUAUAAUAUUGUAUUUUAAUAAAAAAUGUCGAUAGCCUGUGAUAUAUUUAAGGAUAAUGUUUGUAUGUAAAUGAGAGUGAAAGAAUGAGUAAUCGUCACAAGACAACAAUAUUUUCACACUCACUGAGGUUGUAAAUAGGUGUUAAUAUAAGAUGGGAUGGUAUUAUAAAUAGCUGAUUUUGAUUUUUUAUAAUUGGCCUUUUAAUGGGUACUGAAAGUUGUAAAUUCACAUUUAAGAUUAAUUACCAUUUUGCAACACUUUCCUGCCAGAGGUGCCUUUUUCCUGGUUCAUGUACUUGUGUCAUUUUGUUUUAUUUUGGACAUUUUCGGCAGUGGCAACUGAUCUUGACAUGGGAUGUGAUAUCAGUUGGUUUCAUACACUUGUGUGUCUCACUCAUGUAUUUUAUGGACUCAAUUUUCUCAAAAUGUGCUGCUCCUUAUUGCGAUAUGUAAAUGUAGAUCAUUAACCCAUUUAAUAAUUCUUUAUAACUGACUAAAUCAGCUCUAAUGUAGUGCUGACAAUCAUAGGCUGCAGUUAAUCAAUUUUGUGUGAAAUGAUUUUACCAUUCCAUCAUGCAAUCUGUCAUGUCAUAAAGAGUGAAUAAAUUGUAACUUUUGGAUGUGGAAAAAUGUUUUUCUUUGAUUAUUACUACACUGCAAAGUCUAACUACAAAAAGGAGACCAGAUCAACCUUGUGCCUCACUUACAAAGGGUUUACAUACCUUUG
Messenger RNA from Anarrhichthys ocellatus (wolf-eel), 3496 nucleotides. It is a transcript of the gene xiap, whose product is annotated as X-linked inhibitor of apoptosis. NCBI's taxonomy places the organism in Eukaryota, Metazoa, Chordata, Actinopteri, Perciformes, Anarhichadidae. The transcript is spliced from 7 exons. Gene Ontology annotation, molecular function: ubiquitin protein ligase activity; cysteine-type endopeptidase inhibitor activity involved in apoptotic process. Gene Ontology annotation, cellular component: nucleus; cytoplasm. Bases 1210 to 2721 code for a protein of 503 amino acids. Gene Ontology annotation, biological process: negative regulation of apoptotic process; regulation of cell cycle; positive regulation of canonical Wnt signaling pathway. The record is from RefSeq and is a predicted model, not a curated record.